Molecule: messenger RNA, 1062 nt
Organism: Laccaria bicolor S238N-H82
Lineage: Eukaryota; Fungi; Basidiomycota; Agaricomycetes; Agaricales; Hydnangiaceae
Exons: 12
Coding region: 1-1062 (353 amino acids)
Source: RefSeq, a predicted model, not a curated record
AUGGGUCAUCACCACCAUAUUGUUCUCCCAGAUAAACCUGAUCAUGGUCUCCUACUUGCCAAUCGGCGAACCGAAAGCACAUUCGAGGAGAUUCCAGUCAUCGACAUUCAAGAUGCCAAAAGUGCAGACCCCACGCUGAGACGGCAGCUAGCUUAUCGCAUUCGGGACGCCUGCGUUAAUGUCGGAUUCUUUUACGUGAAGAACCACGGUAUUCCUGAGGAGGAUAUUGCUAAUACUAUCAAAGCCGCCAAACAAUUCUUUGCCCUUCCAGAAUCUACGAAGAUGGGUCUCGAUAUCCACAAGUCACCGAACUAUAAAGGCUACACCGCUCUUCUAGGCGAAAAUACUGACGUAUCAGGACUUGGCGACCUUCAUGAAGGUUUCGAUAUUGGAUGGGAGCCUCGUUAUUUUGCGGAACAUAUGAAUUCACCGGCGAGAAGCGAUGGCGCCAUGACGGGAGCGAAUGUAUGGCCAGAAGACCUGCCGGGUUUUAAAGAAGCGGUCCUCAAUUACUAUCAUUUAGCUCUCAUACUGGGCCAAUCGUUGUUCCCUCUUUUUGCCCUAGCUCUCGAUCUACCGGAAAAUUACUUCGAUGACAAGACGACCAAGCCGGCUGCUAUCAUGCGACUUCUACACUACCCGCCACAGAAUCCAAUUCCCGUUGAGACUUACAGUCGCCAAAUCGGAAUAGGAGCGCACACUGACUACGAAUGCUUUACAAUCCUCUGGCAAGAUCCUGCUGGUGGGUUACAGGUUCAAAACACUUCCGGUAAGUGGGUGGACGCAGUGCCCAUACCGGGAACUCUUGUCGUGAAUCUCGGAGAUCAAUUUGCCCGCUGGACCAACGAUAUCUUUAAGUCGACCUUGCAUCGCGUAGUUAACCGCUCUGGGGUACAACGGUAUUCCAUUCCUCUUUUUUUCGGGACGGAUUAUCAAGUGCUUCUCGAGCCUAUACCCACAUGCGUGUCCCCUGGCUCCCCUGCCAAGUAUGAAGUUAUUACUGCAGGAGAGUAUGUCAAAUCGAGACUCGAGGCUACUUAUGCCCACUCGUCCAAAGAGUGA